Messenger RNA from Entrophospora candida, 630 nucleotides. The record is from the annotation of a GenBank genome assembly. NCBI's taxonomy places the organism in Eukaryota, Fungi, Glomeromycota, Glomeromycetes, Entrophosporales, Entrophosporaceae.
AUGACAACGACAAACGAAAAAUUUCGUAAAAACCUUUAUGAUGAAAUUAUUAUAAAACAAAUAAGUCGAAAUAAUGAUCCCACGACGGCAUAUCAAUGUACUUCAAUAUUAUAUAAAAUUGUUAAUAAUAUUAUUUUAUCACCAAGAGAUGAAGUUAAACGUAAAUUAAAAGAAGAAAAUAAAAUAUUCAAAGCAAAUGUUAAAGAUAUUAGUGGAGGUUUGGAGUUUUUAAUCGAACUAGGAUUUGUUUCAAAAGUGGUUGAUUUUAAAAAAUAUUAUAUAUUAUAUAUUCCGAAUGAUCAAGUAAAAUUAAAUAAUCAAUUGGAAAAAUUAGAAAUUGCCGUCGAUUUACUAAAAAACUUUAUGGAAAAAAUCAAAGAAACAAGUGAAGCUAAAGAGAAAAUGAAAGCAAAGGAAAAGAUGGCGGAAGAAUCAAGAAAAAAGAUAGCAUUACAAGCGAUUGAAGAGGAUAGAGAAAAAAGAAUCAAAGAGAGAGAGAGACAGCAAUUUAGACAAAGAGAAAAGGAAAGGCAAUUGGAAGAACAAAAAGAAUCGAUGGAAAAAGAAAAAUUGAAAGAAAAUGAAUUGUUACCAUUGGAAGAAGAAGAUGUAAAAAUUAGAGAAUUUUGA